AGUUCAUGGAUCCUGAUGAAAAUAAUCUGGCAUGUUCAGGAGACUAGUAUGUUUCUUUGUGGCCUGAGAAGCAUGAGAACACACUUGCUCAAACACAUUGAACCUCUUUUUCACAUUUUAAUUUCCUCCUAAUCUGCUUCCUUUUGCUGAGGAGAAUAUUUCCUCCUUACUCAUAGCUCCCACAGUCUGAGCCCGAGCUCAACUUUCACAGCUGGUCUGGCUGAGCAGCACACACACUACAUUCUUGGCUCUGAUUGGCUGCAGCUCAAGCAAUGGAGAAUUUGCAUAUAGCAGACUUUAGCACAGACACACACACACAAGCCUCUGCACUUACAUGAGAGUGAAGAAGCCAGCUGAGAACAGAGUUGUUGUUGACGUCACCUGGUGAAGAUGAAGAAAUCUGAGAAAGUAUCAGAAAUGAAAGUCUUCUCAGCUGCAGAUGACUCUAAAAGUUCCGUGCGCCUCUUGGGCCCUGAAGUCACUGCCAACCAGUUUUUUUAUGUCAAACCACAUCUUGAAAAAGUCUCACCGACCUGCUGCUCGGAGUGCGGAGUCGGACCAGUGAGCCACGAGUCAGGGAGCUGGCCACGUCGUGUGGGCCAGCAUGUCGAGCUGAUGGACCACAGGCAGCCACGAGAUACUGGAGCAAGUUUUUCCAGGAUGAAUUUCCAUCACCCGCCUCCCGGAAGCUGGGGCCCACGACCUGCAGACCCCAGACAGAGUCCCAGCUGCUGGGACUGUGGACCAAACCAGUGUGGAGCAGCAGGGCCUGCAAACAGGGACACGGCUGGAGGGGAGUAUGAAGACAGUUCUCAGCUUCAGAGCGAUGAAGAAGAACUUGAGCCUCCGCUGCCGCUGAGAUCUGAUGACGAGUGGCAACACAACAGCCCCUUUCUACCUCCUCACCACUAUACGCACAACUAUGGCCUUCAUCACACUGCGGAGGGCCGGUACUAUCCCUCUGCAGCAGCAGGGCAGUACGACCUCAGAUUCCCACCUCAGCCUCGCCCCCCCCUCUCUGCCCCCAGCCAGCACAGAAGACCCUGUGAUGCCCCCCCUACGUGGUUCCAAAGUCACGAUAGCUGUGUGAGCGACGGCUGGGCACAGGCUGAGGUCUCGGUUAACGUGCCGCAGUUCUCCGUCCCUCCCGUCAUGGGCAUGUCCCAGGUCAGCGUGAUGAACCUGAGCCCUGCAGGAGCCGAGGCGCCCGGGUCCCAUCCACUGGAGAGAAGAAGAACCGUCAGUCUGCCCGACGAGUGCCGAAACAUUUUUAUCACGUAUUCUUCGGACGUGUGCUCAGAGAUGGUUCCUUUCGUGGACUUCCUCACAAAGCAAGGUUUUCGUCCGGCAAUCGACCUAUUUGACGACCCUGUAAGAAGCCUGGACAUCAACAAGUGGAAGGACAGAUACUUAAAAGACCCGUCGUACCUGAUUAUCAUCGCCAUCAGUCCAAAGUAUAAAGCAGACAUCGACGGAUUGGUAGUGGACAGCCUCGGCCUUCACACUAAAUAUAUCCACUCCAUGAUGCAGAAUGAAUUCAUCCAACAAGGCAGCUUGAACUUCAGAUUCAUACCGGUUCUCUUCCUCAGCGCCUCCCAGAAGCACGUCCCCAGCUGGCUUCAGAACACGCACGUUUACCGCUGGCCGCACGACACUGAGGAUCUGCUGCUGCGGCUGCUGAGGGAGGAGAGAUACCUUCCUCCCCCUGUUCCGAUGGAGCUCACCCUCAUCAUCAGGCCCGUGGCCCCGAGUGCUGCAGCCACACUGUAGAAACACUCACCAGCAUUCAUGUGUUAUAGGUUUCUGUUUCAGUGUAUUUAUGAUUAUGUUCUGCAAUCCUCAAAAUCUAUCCUGAACAAAUCAAUGACAGUCCAUGGGUUAUGCUUUCUUGCGUCCAAUGUAUAGUUGUUGCUGAAAAGUUUCAAUAAAGUUUAUUUGUGUGUGUUAA
This is a messenger RNA of Pleuronectes platessa (European plaice), 1948 nucleotides long. Its product is annotated as E3 ubiquitin ligase TRAF3IP2. Lineage: Eukaryota; Metazoa; Chordata; Actinopteri; Pleuronectiformes; Pleuronectidae. Bases 391 to 1770 code for a protein of 459 amino acids. Gene Ontology annotation, biological process: humoral immune response; positive regulation of canonical NF-kappaB signal transduction. The transcript is spliced from 10 exons. The record is from RefSeq and is a predicted model, not a curated record.